AUCCAACUUUCCCUUUACUCUCAACUCUCAAACCAAAAAUGGCCAACUUUGAGAUUCUUCUUCUCCUUGUUCUCUGCACCCUCCAGAGUUGCUUCGCUGCCUCCAACCCCACCAACUUCAUAAAAUCCUCCUGCAGCGCCACCCAGUACCCCGCCCUCUGCGUGGAGUCGCUCUCGGUGUACGCCGCCGCCAUCCAGCAGGACCCACACCAGCUCGUCCAGACGGCUCUCUCCCUGGCCCUCAACCGAACCGAGUCUACCAAAACCUUCGUGGCCAAGUGCAACAAGUUCAGGGGUCUCAAGCCACGGGAGUACGCCGCCCUCAAAGACUGCGCGGAGGAAAUCAGCGACAGCGUCGACCGCCUCUCUCGGUCGUUGAAGGAGCUGAAGCUCUGCAAGGGGAACGGUCAGGACUUCGCCUGGCACAUCAGCAACGUGGAGACGUGGGUGAGCUCUGCGCUCACCGACGAGAGCACGUGCGGCGACGGCUUCGCCGGAAAGGCGCUCAGCGGCAAGAUCAAGAACGCCAUCAGGGGCAGAAUGGUGAAUGUUGCUCAGGUCACCAGCAAUGCCCUCUCUCUCAUCAACCAGUAUGCUGCCAAACACUAAACCAAGUUUUUUUUUUUUUUUUUUAUGUUCUGAAAAAAAAAAAAAAAACUACUCUGUAUGGUUUGAUCGAGUGUUCUUUUUCGUGUUUCAUGUAAUGUGUAUGUAAAAUCAAGUGAGUCAGUUUAAAAGUUUAAAUAGAUAUAUGAAUUUUCUUUGCUUGAACAA
This is a messenger RNA of Vigna radiata var. radiata (mung bean), 773 nucleotides long. RefSeq names its product 21 kDa protein-like. Gene Ontology annotation, molecular function: enzyme inhibitor activity. The transcript has a single exon. The coding region runs from base 39 to 608 and encodes 189 amino acids. The record is from RefSeq and is a predicted model, not a curated record. Lineage: Eukaryota; Viridiplantae; Streptophyta; Magnoliopsida; Fabales; Fabaceae. Gene Ontology annotation, biological process: negative regulation of catalytic activity.